GCCAAACCACUGGAAAAGGCCGAUUCCAACGUGUGGGCCGAAAACAUGUGCACCAUGGGCACCGUCGUCGUACUCGAUCAAGGACAAGGUGAUGAUUCCGAAGACAAGUUCUGGGCGUACCUGGGCGAUGGUGACAUUCAGACGGAUGCGGCCGACGACGAGGGCGUGACGGAAUUCACACCCCUCCUCUACCGUGUCGAUGGAUCCAUUGCCAAAGAUCUCGAAAAGGUUGCCGAAGGAUCGCCCGUACAGAAAACCAGCACGGACUACAAAUGCCUCAACAAGGGCGAUCUCAAAGAUGACGAUGUCUUUUUGCUCGAUAGUGGAUGGGAAAUUUACGUUUGGAUUGGAAGCAAGGCCGAUCGAUACGAAAAAAUUGCCGCCAUGUUUGCCGCCGACAAGUAUUCCAAAAUGGAUCCCCGUACACUCGAAUUGCCCGUGGAAAUUGUCAAGUCGGGUGCCGAAUCCGACCGAUUCCUUUCUUACUUUGCCUAAGCGCAUGUGAGUAAGUAUACAAAGCCCUUGACGCAUGUGUUGCAUGGCGUUGUAAUGGUUUGGCAAUACACUGGUGGACUGAGACAGGAAGGAAGGAAGGAAGGAAGAAUCCCAUUCUUGAUCAAUUCUAGACAUUUAUAGUAUAAUCUGAACCAUCGUGUCAACCUGGAACCUGUUGAACAUCUUCCAGGUAGAAUGGUGGUUACAGAAAAAUCACCUCUUUUAGGAUUAGUGGAUGCAUGCAUGUCUUGACUGGUGAACUUUAGCGUAGU
Molecule: messenger RNA, 767 nt
Organism: Seminavis robusta
Lineage: Eukaryota; Bacillariophyta; Bacillariophyceae; Naviculales; Naviculaceae
Source: the annotation of a GenBank genome assembly